AUGUACAGGACAACUAGCGAAGGCGCAGCCUCCACUGCUGGAAGUUCAUCGAAAAAAUGGCGGCUGCCAAGACCUUUGCGAUCCAAGAGGAGCAGAGCUUCCAAGGGUGACAACGGAAAGACGUCCGGGCCCCAUGAAUUUGAUCCCAAUGACUCAUCGCCACAUCUUCGAUCAGAUCCUGGCUCCAUGCAUGCCAUGCACGAGAUGCAGGAAAAUAACUAUAAACAAUUGCAGAUUUUCAUACAGCGAAUGCGCUCUGCGCCUUCCGGCCCAAGCCAUGUCGAUGCUGCCUAUAGAGAGUUCGAGAAGAUCCGGGAACCUUGCGCAACGCUUUGCUAUGGUAUUUUACAGGACGAGCUAAGACUCGCUCCGGCAAUGUCAAGCACCACUGAAACAGCAACUCGGCGGGACUCUUCGCUGGACUCUCCUUGUAGCCCAGGGGCCAUCAUCUAUGACCAAAGAAGCUCUUUCAGCAGCCGCAGCCUUGCCGAGGUGGUUCCUGGGAGUGUCAUCAAGCCCGGUCUAGUGAAUGAGCUGUGGUUAAAUGCCGUCAGAGAUUGGAAGGCCUGCCUGGAAAUACUGUGCGAAGCCUUCAAAGUCAGCUUGGCCGACACUUAUAAGAACUACGAGCGCGAUGCAACCCCAGAAAUGGUCGAUUUGCUUUUCACAAGUAGGAAGUUUCGCCGAGAAGCAGUGCAUCGCAUGAGGAAUGCUAGCGUCACCAGAGUCCUCUCUGCGGAUCCUCAAUUUUUCCCCAGAUACGAGAUCCGUUUUAGAAACUAUGAAAGAGUCAAGAAAGAAGUAACUGAAGUUCGGCAGCUUCUCCAAUCUGGCGAAUCGGGAAUUUCACCCUCAAGAGACAUUCAGGAAUUCUCUAUCGCACAACAGGGAGACGUCAUGCUUGAGUUUGCAAAUAUUGGCAGCGAAGCGUCCCACGACGACCCAGUUUUGCGCUUUCGUGUCUCAUCUUACAUGCUUGCUGAGACAUCCCCCAUCUUUGCGCGCAUGUUCUCCGGGCAUGCGAGCAGCAUGCAGUUGCACGAAGCCGAAGACAUCGUGCCUCAUUUGCCGCCCUCUCCUACACCGUUUUAUGAAAUGAACCGGCAUCAAUCCCUAGAGAUCUUAAUGCAUGCGGCACAUAUGCACAACGAAUCAGUACCGAGAGAGGUCAGUUUUGAACAGUUCAUCGCCAUAGCGGACUGUUCUAUGAGAUACAAGAGUACAUCACCAUUGGAAAUGGUGGUUGAACACAGGUGGCUCCCUCAAUGGAUGCACCGAGGCGCCGACGACAUGCCUGAUGGAGUCUUGCUCAUCAGUUAUGCAUUCGGCUCUAGGCAGCUCUUCACUCGAAUGUCGAAGAGUGCCAUUUUGCACUUGGUGGAUGAAAAGGACUUACAAAGCAAGCCUUGGCCGCAGAAAAUUAAGGACAAGAUUUGGGCAGUUAGAUGUGCCAAGUUGGCUCAGGUUUAUUCUUGUUGUACUAAUGCUAUUCAAGAAUACAUUCGCCCGCCGAAUCGAGAUUCAUCCAGAGGGUUGGAAAUCCAUCCCCGGAUGGAGAUGGCGUCAAGCCUGCAGAUUCCGGCAGCACCCCCAGCUGAGGCAACCACCUUGACAAGUUCGCCGAGAUGCCCCAAGGGAAGUCACGUUUGUGACGCCGCCAAUCUCGGCUGGAUGAUGCUCAUUUUUAACCAAAUGAACUUGCUGCCGAAAAUUCUGCAGCCCGCCAUUCUAUCUCACAUGGCAGAGCCCGAACAAGCGCCGAGGAGCUUAGCCCAGAUGGUGGAAACUCUGAUGAUGAUGCCCAGCCCCAUGUCACCUGUUCAUCGUGGAGUCUGUGACCCAAGUCCGGCCUUCCGCACGGCCAUUGCCGACAUAUACAACAGUGUUACUGGCCUCACGCUCCAUGAUAUUAGUGGAAAGAGCCAUGGCUGGGCUUUGUCGAAGCACCGGAUGUUGGAUCCACAAACAAUUCAAGCAACAGGCCUGAGCCGCAUGGCAGCCAGCGAUGAUAAUUACUCAGUGGCUACUGAAUUCCCCAACUCCAUCCGCCUCCAGGUGCUCAGUGAGAUUGACGAUCUCACAGACCUACAUGCCGCGGCUCAGAUCAACAGGGGCUUCUACGAAACAUAUCGAGCCCAUGAAUUGAAAUUGAUGCGUAAUUGUCUUCGUGCAGACCGGUUUAGAACACCGAGAGGCGAAAAACCUGAAGACAAGGUUCGAACGGAGGAGUCAGAGAAGAUCAAGAGGCAGAGACCUACUGAAGAAGCAGACGCUGUUACGAUUAGUACAGACUACGAUGAUCUUUCAGACGAGAGUGAUGAAGACGAUCUAGAGGGGAUUGAGGGAGCAAAGACGUCUCCUAAAAGCAUCGCACUCUCAAGCCCGCCUCUAAUCACUGAACCGCCUUCAUGCGCAGAAGAUGAAAGUCGCUCCUCUGAAGAUGCUGCCUCGCCGACCACCCCGCGACAAGUAAUUCUGGACAGCCCGUUGCCUUCUCCGUGCUCGCCAACGAAACCGGAUCAAACAGCAGUCACCGUUGAUAUCGAAGAACCGCCAACACCAAUGACUGACGAAGAGGCACGGAGAAUUUUGUGGCCUGACACCAUAAUAGCAGAAUCAUCGACCCCAUUUAGCCUUCCACCUCCUGGGAUGAAAGCAAUACGCGAAAAGUUCCGGGCAGGCAAUCGUCUUUUCGCCGAGGCAUUGGAAGAUAAGACGCUGGUCAUUACUGGAGACAAGCAGUUACGAAGCGAGUUGGAUCAAAGAAUUGGUCUGUUGAAGAAGGUCCAAGACAACAGGCGGAAUAGUUGGGGGAAUAUUGCAUCUGGCGGCUGUGGAUCGGAAGCCUAG
Messenger RNA from Metarhizium album ARSEF 1941, 2850 nucleotides. RefSeq lists its product as uncharacterized. The record is from RefSeq and is a predicted model, not a curated record. The coding region runs from base 1 to 2850 and encodes 949 amino acids. Lineage: Eukaryota; Fungi; Ascomycota; Sordariomycetes; Hypocreales; Clavicipitaceae. The transcript is spliced from 4 exons.